Messenger RNA from Schizosaccharomyces osmophilus, 1110 nucleotides. RefSeq names its product plasma membrane acetate transmembrane transporter (gene mug86). Gene Ontology annotation, cellular component: plasma membrane. Lineage: Eukaryota; Fungi; Ascomycota; Schizosaccharomycetes; Schizosaccharomycetales; Schizosaccharomycetaceae. Gene Ontology annotation, molecular function: acetate transmembrane transporter activity. The coding region runs from base 1 to 1110 and encodes 369 amino acids. The record is from RefSeq and is a predicted model, not a curated record. The transcript has a single exon.
AUGUCUCCCACUAUUCCUUCGAACCCAGCUUCCCUUGGUGCUCCUCAUCAACAGGGCUACAACCCUUCUUCGUAUCCUGGCGACGCCGCUCCGUCGUUCACCACCGGCACCACAGGAGCCGAUGCAGCUGAUGGAAUUCAGUCUAACCAUGCAGAAGGCGCUCAACCAACCCACCCAACAUUUCUCGACACCAAUACUCCAGGCCUUCACAACGCUAUGCCAAGCGGUGCCAUUACUCCUAAUACAGUGGAUGUGCCCUAUCAUAUCCCAAAACACUCUGAGUCUCGGAAGCUUAAACACUUUUAUGCUAACCGUGCCGAACCAAUCUACGACCAGACCGAAAAACUAGCUACUCAGGUUGCCGAGCUUCAACGUCAACAAAACAAACUCUUCGGUCCCUCCGGUGCCGAUUUCGAACCCGGUAUCCAUCGUCUUCGUUUCAACAAGAAUGCUAAUCCUGGUCCCUUUGGUCUCUUUUCUUUCGCAUUCACUACCUUUCUUCUUUCCCUCAUCAACCUUGGUGCCGGCCAUGUCAAAAACUCCCGUAUCAUCGUAGCUCCGGCCAUGUUUUAUGGUGGUCUUGCUCAAAUUCUUGUCUCCAUGUGGGAAAUGGCUUCUGGAAACACUUUCGGUGGUGCUGUCUUUGGUAGUUAUGGUUGUUUCUGGCUUUCGUACGGUUCAAUCUUUAUCCCAUGGUUCCAUAUCGCAAACUCAUAUACGGAUCUCGAUGAAUUUAAUUACGCUGUUGGCCUCUUUCUAAUAUGUUGGUUCUUGUUUUCCUCACUCAUCACGAUAUGUACCAUACGUUCUACGCUCGCUUUCUUUUGCUUGUUUGCUACCCUUGAUAUAACCUUCCUCCUACUGGCCGCCGGCUACUUCAAAACGAAUGGCGGCGCUCCCGAUACACCUUUGAUCCGCGUCGGUGGUGGCUUUGGUAUUGCCUGUGCUGCAUUUGCCUUUUAUAAUGCUCUUGCUGGUAUUGCUACCAUAGAAAACUCCUUCUUCAACGUGCCUCGUGCCGUCUUCCCUUGGAGUUUGGAGGGUCUUGGUCCCAAUGAAGCCAACCGCAGACGUAUGUAUGAUGAUGAUGAUAGUGAUAAGAUGGCUUAA